AUGACCGUAACGAAUGCGACCCAAGAUGGAAGCUCUUGUGUUGCUACUCUACAAAGGGCGGCUUUAAGUCCAUGGGCUUUAGGGUUUCGUGUCUUCUUUCCAUUCUCAAUGGAAGAAUUCUAUUUUGUCGGCAUUAUAGAACAAAGGAGAUCAUUGUUGCAAAUUCGAGUUGUGAAAGAAAAUUUGCCGCCAUUUCAAAUUUCUGGGGAAUCUUUAAGCAAUGGAAAGAUGUUGAGGGUGAAAUGUGUGGUUGAUUCUCUUUAA
Messenger RNA from Clunio marinus, 264 nucleotides. The record is from the annotation of a GenBank genome assembly. NCBI's taxonomy places the organism in Eukaryota, Metazoa, Arthropoda, Insecta, Diptera, Chironomidae.